UUUCUCUUGGUGUAUUGAUCAAUAAUGUCGGCCGGUGUUUCAGUGUUUGUAUGAAUGUCACUAAAAAGAAAAACAGCAAAAACGGGAGGAUUUGUGUUUGUUUAUUUGUUAAGUUGUUUUGAUAUAAUUACUUUAGGCUGCGAAAUAGAUAUGUCCAUGUCAAAUAAUGUUUAGAUUUAUGCAUUAUAUUCCAGUAGAUACAUAAUUUGAAUCCUCAAUUCUUUUGUACUAGCUAGUGUCGUCGUGUCAUUACUUCGGUUAAAACUCGGUAAAUGUGAUUUUCCUAUAAUUCAUGUAAAGCCACUAAGAAUUUGAGGUGAACCACAGUGGUUCUUUUAUAUUCAGUAUCCAAAACUAUCAAGUCACCUUACUUUUAGUUGACGAACGGAAGUAGAAAUUGCCGAAUAAAAAUAUCGGGCUUAGGAAGAAAACAAAACAGACCAUCAUUUGUAUGUACCCACUACCACUUAAUUAGUGUUAACAAAAAAGAAAGGGGGCUUAGGCCCAUUAUAAAGUCAGUCGGUUUAGUUAGAAAUAAUUAGGGUUAGCGUCUGUAGCAAGAAAAGAAACAGUUAUACAUAUAUAUAUUCUUUCUCUGCCGCUUCAAGGAGUUGAUUUGCUUAUUCUUGUAGAACAACACUUGAGGCUUGUAACGUCGUUCUUCUUCUUAAGGUUAAAAUGGGAGACAAUCAUACCAACGACGACAAGAACAUUGUGAUGUGGAAGAUGAAGAAGCUGGUCAAAUCCCUUGAAGCUGCUAAGGGAAACGGAACUAGCAUGAUCUCACUCAUCAUACCUCCGCGUGGUCAGGUCUCUCGCGUUAGCAAGAUGUUGAGUGAUGAGUACGGAACCGCAUCAAACAUCAAGAGCAGAGUCAAUCGCCAAUCUGUUUUGAGCGCCAUAACUUCUGCGCAACAAAGGCUGAAGCUUCACAAUAAGGUCCCUCCCAAUGGUCUAGUGCUCUAUACCGGCACUAUUGUCAACGAGGAAGGAAAGGAGAAGAAGGUUGCUUAUGACUUUGAGCCAUUCAAACCUAUCAACAAUACUCUCUACCUCUGUGACAACAAGUUUCACACUGAAGCUCUUAGUGAGUUGCUGGAAUGUGAUGAGAAGUAUGGUUUCAUUGUAAUGGAUGGAAACGGCACUCUCUUUGGAACUCUUAGCGGUAACACACGUGAGGUGCUUUACAAGUUCUCUGUUGAGCUUCCGAAUAAACACGGAAGGGGAGGACAGUCUGCUCUUCGUUUUGAUCGUCUUCGUACUGAGAAGCGUCGCAAUUACUUGAGGAAAACUGCUGAGCUCGCCACCAGGCUAUACAUCUGUCCUUCGACAAGUCAGCCUAAUGUGUCCGGGAUGAUAAUUGCCGGUUUAGGGGAUCUCAAGACUGAAUUGAGUCACUCAGAUAUGCUUGACCCCCGGCUUACGGCAAAGAUACUGAAUGUGGUGGGUGUAUCACAUGGAGGAGAACGUGGUUUCAAUGAGGCUAUUGAGCUGUCAUCUGAAGUCUUGGCGAAUGUGAAGUUCAUUCAAGAGAAGCGUUUGAUAGGGAAAUACUUUAAGGAGGUAGACCAGGACACGGGGAAGUAUGUGGUUGGCUUGGAUGAUACGUUGAACGCUUUGGAUUCGGGUGCUGUCGAGACACUUAUUGUAUGGGAGAAUCUUGAUAUCAACAGAUAUGCGAUGAGGAACAGCGCAACCGGUGAAACUGUGAUAAGAUUCUUGAACAAGGAACAAGAAGGCAAGACAGAGAAUUUCAAAGUAGGCGACACCAAACUGGACGUGGAUGAGAAGAUGUCUUUACUGGAAUGGCUGGCUAAUGAAUACACGAGUUUUGGUUGUGCGUUAGAGUUUGUGACAAACCAAUCAGAGGAAGGGUCUAAGUUUUGUAAAGGGUAUGGAGGGAUUGGAGCGAUACUUCGUUACCAGCUUGACCUGAGUGCCUUUGAUCCUGAGGAUGGAGAGGUUAUUGAUGACAAUGACGAUGUUUCUGAUUAGCCAUUAAUCAAAUCCUCAACCUUGUCGGUUCAGGAAGAUGGAGCAGAACCACCAGCUCCAAGCCUGAACCAGCCUGCGCGGGCUCUCGGGGUCACCACGCAGAAGAUAGUUCGAAAGUCAUCAAAGAAGCAUCUAUCUCCAAAGGUGAAGAAUGAAGAAACAGGUGGAAAUUAAACUUGUCUCGGCUACAACUCACCGAAUCACCUUUGGUAGCGUUCAUGUCGUUCUACAACAUCUACGGAUCGUUUCUUAACUUUCCUAUAUGGUUUUUUUUUUUUUUUUUUUCCUUUGAAAAGUUACUUUGAGUCAGAAUGGUAAUGCUCUGUCAGAGAAGAUCUUAAAAGGUUACUUUGAGUUAGCGAUUUGGGCUUGUAUUUCUCUCCAUUGCAUAUGGAUAUUGUUUUGUGUUGGUGUUUAAGUUGAACGACCAAUAGUUUUCCC
Messenger RNA from Camelina sativa (false flax), 2436 nucleotides. The record is from RefSeq and is a predicted model, not a curated record. NCBI's taxonomy places the organism in Eukaryota, Viridiplantae, Streptophyta, Magnoliopsida, Brassicales, Brassicaceae.